This is a messenger RNA of Rhipicephalus sanguineus (brown dog tick), 6755 nucleotides long. Its product is annotated as homeotic protein ultrabithorax. The record is from RefSeq and is a predicted model, not a curated record. The coding region runs from base 128 to 634 and encodes 168 amino acids. Gene Ontology annotation, molecular function: RNA polymerase II cis-regulatory region sequence-specific DNA binding; DNA-binding transcription factor activity, RNA polymerase II-specific. Lineage: Eukaryota; Metazoa; Arthropoda; Arachnida; Ixodida; Ixodidae. The transcript is spliced from 3 exons. Gene Ontology annotation, cellular component: nucleus. Gene Ontology annotation, biological process: negative regulation of transcription by RNA polymerase II; anterior/posterior pattern specification.
GGAUCGGCGGCCGCCGCAGCCGCGGCCGCGGCAGCCUGCAAGCUGUAUCCCGAGCGACGCCAGCGGCGCCUUCAAGACCGAGUGCCUGGUCAAGGACCAGAACGGCUUCGGCAGCGCCGUCAAGGACAUGGCCGCCUCGUGGCCCUCCAGUUCGCUGUCGCGAGCCGCCACCGACCCGAUGAGGCCCUUCGACGCGUCGUCCGCGGCGCCUAGAGUCUCAGACGCCUGGACCUCCUGCUGCCAGAGCACCACCGCGGCCGCGGCUGCCGUCGCGCAGGCGCCUACUAACGCCUUCUACCCAUGGAUGGCAAUCGCAGGGCUGAACAGCUACAUUGCACGUGCCAGUGGGUUGCGUCGCCGAGGCCGCCAGACCUACACCCGCUACCAGACCUUGGAGCUGGAGAAAGAGUUCCACACCAACCACUACCUGACACGGCGGCGGAGGAUUGAGAUGGCGCACGCGCUGUGCCUCACCGAGCGCCAGAUCAAGAUCUGGUUCCAGAACCGCCGCAUGAAGCUCAAGAAGGAGAUCCAGGCCAUCAAGGAGCUCAACGAGCAGGAACGCCAGGCCCAAGCAGCCAAGGCUCAGCAGGCGGCGGCCGCGCAGGCUUCGAGCGACGCCGGCAAAACGUAAGAUCCGACCGGUCUCAUCAGUGUCCUCUCCGGGCCGCUCUAUUCCUGGAGGGAAGGACAAAACCCCCUUUGUAGACAGGCGGCCCCGUACUACUACUACUGCUACUACUACAACUACUACUACUCCACUACGCUCCCACCGCGGCGGCAGCUUGGGCAAACGCGCUCCUCGCGAAAGCCCCGAUCGCCUUCUCCCUUCCACUAAUUCUCCACAUACGUAUUACUAAGCGCGUACACGCAAUGCGCCGCCCAGGCCAGCAACGCGCGCACACAUUUUGCGCCGCACGGGAAAUUAAUUGCGUGAGGGUGUGAGUGCGUGCCCGUGCUUGCUGUGCCGGGCACGGGUAUUUGAAAUGGCGGCGACAUAGUGCGUGCUCUCUCUUCCUUCAUUAUUUUUUUUCUCGCGAGUCGUUGACCGUCAUUUUAAACGGCGCAUUCGUCGGUUGUCGCACGUCCUUCUAAAGUGCAAGUGCGGGUGGGAAAAAAAAAGUUAUGAAAGUAUUGCCAUCGCAUCGAGAAAGUUAAACUUUCCUUCGGAUUUUUUUUUUUUUUUUUGCGCUGUCGUACCAUUUUUUUUUUUCUUUGAGUGAUGAUGGUGCGCGUUACGUUUGAUGCGUCCAAAAAUGCCAGGACAUUGAUUGGGCUCGGUGUGCACCCGAGGCUGUCACGCCGCUGGCAUCGAUGGAGGGCAAUUUGCUGCUUUUUCUGAACUACGAAGGCACACUCGCCCUCGCAAGACUUUCCACGAACUCGUCCGCGACAAAUGUGUGGAUGAAGAACAGUCUCGCCAGUGUGGAAGAACGUUUGUGCAACCACGCCAGGACAUCCUCCCAAGUUUUUGUUUUUUUAUCCUACAACUUAGUUUCGCACGAUGUGUUCUUUUUUUUUUUUUUGUCGACGUGCACCUGCAUGGCUGCGUGUGUGUGUUUGUGUGUGUUUCGAAGCAUCACGGAGUGGAUAACCGGAGCAGUGUGCACAGAACGAGCCGAAGCGCCAACUGCACAGUAAGGAAGGGCGGAACCCUCUGUCCUCCCAGUGGCAACACCGACUGUGGCAAACUCGCGGAUGCUCUCAAAACUGUGUUGUGACACUUUGAUCUCUUCGGUUGUAGUGUCGAGAAGACACGCGAUCACAGGAUUAACGAUGUUUCAUUCCGCAACCACUUUGCGCCAGGAGGAGUUUUCGUUUCUUGUUAAGGUCUGCGAGCCGUUUGCUUCUCUCUUAAGUUCUUAAAUGUUCACUCGUGAAGCUUCGUGUUUUUUGGCUGUUUGUGAAAAAAGCGGCAGCGAGAGUGGAAUGUAGAGAGACACGCUGCUCUUUCUUACCUUAUUGCCACCAUUUGUUAAAGGAUUCGCGAGCGGACAGUGCGUUCAUAGAGUUGUACAGGAGGCUAUAAAGAGUUCUACGGGAGUUAUACGGGAGAGAGUGCCAGUGAUUCUAUCGAUUCGGCGGCACCAUUCAAUAGUAUGGAUGGCCUGAUAGGUCAACAGUAGAGCUAUUUAGCGGAAUGUUAUGAUUUAACAGUUCACAAGUGACAACCAUCCAGUGGUUUUAUCUGUCAUCACGGCAAGAGCUGAAGUGUCAAAUUACGAGUAGCAACUAUUUAUUGCCUUAUCUGUCGUCUGGAAAAUGACUGGACACUGUCGGGAAUUGGCAUAUCGGACACAGAGUGAGCCACAAGGACAGGGCGCUGUCCUUUGCUCUCGCAGCAGAUAUCUGUCCGCCUAUGUUUCCUGUGCCCUGUGUGAAGCUGUAAACAAACAUUAUCUUAACCAAGUUUUCCUAACCAGCACAAUUGAUCUCUGUGACACCUUUCGACAAAGGGACGUAAAUAUGCAAGCAAAAGACAGUGUGCGGUGAAUGUUUCUAGUGCGACUUCGCAUUUCGAAAGCCAGUGCUUUUGCCUGCUGCCAACUCUAGAAUACCUUUUCGCUCGCGGAUCCUCGUGAACAUGGUCGUUGUCAAUAAUACGUACUCGCAGUGCAAAUUCCUGCCGCCCCGCUGUCAUUGAGUUUGGAUAGCGACAAUGUGUGUUUGAUGCAACCUUCUGGAUAUACGUAAAACAAUCUUCUACACUAAAUACCGAACAUACGUGCCCGUUGGAGAUAUUGUAAAAGUGUACAUAUGGCGUAUUUGCCCGUGCACUUGUGUAUUUACACAAUGUUUAACCCCGUAUAAAAUGUCACUUGAGUACUGGAGAGAUGGGAAGUGCAUUUUCCUUGGAUAUACGUAUAUAGUCACGGCAACCAGACAAGGCUAGACUGUGACGAAUGAGAAUUUACAUGGAACUAACGAAAGUGCUUUGUAGGAAGCGUAUUCUCCGAACGAUACCCACCGAGGUGAUUCUUGGAUCAAAUGUGCUGUACAAAUACAUUGCGUAGUGAGAUAUAUUGCGCAUUUACCUAGCCCUCCUGUAAACACAGUACUAUGGUUCAAGGCAUCUUCCAUUCGCUGGUACGGAAAAACAGAAAGCAAACUAAUCCAAAGUCAUCAUUUUGUUUGAAGUUAUAGGUAAAGAUAUUAAUUCGGUGUGGUUCUUUUGUUUGUGACAGGCCUCGAAGUUGGUCUUUGCAGGUCUCAAUGUUAGAAAGCCUUCCUGAAACUUAAUUUGGAAGCAGAGGCCUAUGUCAAGCUCUGCAAACGAAAUUAGCAGUCUCCCUGUGUUCCAGACUGAUUUUUCUAAGCUUUAAUGAAUGGUCAGCUUUGACAGUCGUGAAACGGAACAAAUCUUGUAGAUAUUCAAAAAUGCUGAACUUGCAAAGAAAGUUCCCGUGGCCGUGUAAAACUUUAGACCUGUACGUGCACGUGUCUCCAGAACUUUCUGGUUUCUGACGUAUGUCUGUACUUUUCUGGCACUGUGUGUUGUCUAGUGUAGUACUUGUUCUUUUCGGUUGCUCCGUCAUCUAUAAAUACACCUUGAGUAUACGUACACUUCGAAGCACAUUGGCAAACUCUGCUCCUCAAAUUUUGCAACGUUAUAUCAUUUCAAGGUUAAACGAGGCUACAUGUCCCAAUCUUGGGAAGUGUUCACUAGCCCAUCUUACUACCAUAAGUAGUGAGCUUGUUGUUUUCUUUUUCUUUCGCAGGUAUCAACUCUAUCCAUAACGUGUCGAUGCCUUCAGUGGCAGUAAGCUUUAAUCACUGUAUUCCUGUGUCCUUCUACAAAAGAGAAUAAUUUAUUCUGUAGCAGCUACAUAGUUUUCUUUUUAUUUGGGUCGCUUUAGCAAAGCCUGCUCUCUAAUCGCUCCUAAAAUCAAUCAGACAUUGAUAAUAUUAUGACAAUUUUGCUUCAGACAAAAUUGUCCCUCUGGGAAAUGUUUGUGUAAUGUUUGUGUACAUUUCUUAUGGCUAAUGAGCAUUGCACCAUUUUAGCACAUUUUUGUAGCUGAAGGUUUUUUUUUUUAUUUGCUUAUCGGUUUACGAUUCGCGUAAACCUAAAACGAAGGAAUGAUCCCAAAAUCCUGAAAACAAAACAUAGAAAUCGGCAGAAAAUAUAUUUGCGCAUUUAUGAUCACCAUAUACGCUGCUACAAGUUGAAGUCUUAUGACAAAAGUUCCUUAUACGGACUCCCAUUUUUAUUCAUCUGCCAUUUUGUAACUUAUUAUGGAAACAUUAUGGAAACAAUGGCGAUUGUUGCUAUUUACAUAGCUGUCUAACGAAUUCUAUACUAAAUCGCGCUUCUCGUUGCAAAAUUUUAUUUUACUUCUGGCAACUGCCACAAGUCGCCUUGAUCCUUCUAUAUCUUUCACAAUUUUCGGCGCAAGUUUGUUAAUAAUUUGACGAAAAAGAAAAGUACAAUCCCACACCUGAAAGAAAUUCGUUUCCCCUGGAAUAGGCGAUGGUUUGUUUAAUUGGGGCUAUCUGAGCGAUUAUUUUAAAAUAUAUUUCUUAGAUUAAUGCUAGUAUUGCAAGCUUGUGCGGCUUCAGGAGGUCUGAAAAGAGCCUUGAAACGCGCAUCGUAACAAAGAACGUGCUUUGCCGCUUACGCCGCGGCCUGCCUUGCGAUCUCUUAAAUAUACGUAAAACCAUACGUAACACAAUUAUACGUACAUUGUUCUUCCCAAGAUUUCGUGCCUUUGUGGGCUAUAAUCUGGGAAAACAGAAAAUUAUAUACGUACGCUCGCGAACAUUCCAUUGUAUUCUUUGUAACUCUCACCAGUGUCACGGAAAUUAUUUUAGCAAUGCUUGUACAACUACGAGCCUAAACAUUGAUGGAUAAACAGUGUAUGUCAUGUGGGUGUGUUCUCAGUUGUAUUUUUUUAACGUAUUAAGCUUUUGAUGUUCCGGUGCACUGCUCGUGUCGCUCACGCUUAUACAGAUACCAAAUUUUAUCGCUGUUGUGUAACGGUUUUUGCCUUUUCGUAUCUUCACAUCUGGAGACUAAAAUUGCUAGUCAUGACUCCUUGUAAAACAAAAUGAACGCACCCGGAAGAUAUUACGUUCAGCAAGAAGCUUGUGAUAAAUCCUGCGGAUUUGUUUUAGCUCGUAUUGAAUCGAAGAUUGGACUUACGAAAGCCCGUACGCUAUGUGAAAACCUUGUUGUCUAUAUGCCUCGUUGUCUAUAAAUUCUUGACAUGGACGUGGCUGAAAAUUCAUGACUAAUCCGCUAUAUUACUUAAAUGUCACAAUUCGCAUAUACGUUUUGCCUCGGCUGUUCAAUGAUAAAGUGAAAUGUACGAGACCAACAAGACGUUAACCAUCUUUAUUGCUUGCAUACUUUAGGUGCACAUGCUUUUGUAAACCAAUUUGCACAGCAAAUAGUAAUGACAAAUUGGCCUUAAUCAAAGGUCUGCUCGUUAUCAUUCUCUUGAGGUAUGGCUUACAGUGGUUGCGCUAUUGUGUUACAUACCUGUAGCGUUAUAAUUGCUAUUUCUUGGUUAUAUGAAUGAGGAGUGAGCUUAAGUAGAAAUAUUACUUAAUAAAAAAUUAUUCAACCUGAAGUUAUAAGUUUAAAGUAUAUUGGUCGAAGUCUUGCGUCAGUAGUAUAUCGUGAGCGGCAUGAGAUGAUGCACUGGGACAUGUUGCAAUUCAUCAAGACAUUGAAAAAGAUCAACAUGAAGCCUAACUGAGAUUAAGUUGACAAUAUUUCUGUUUUAGCUCAGACAAGAUGUCUAAGAAAGAGGUAUACGCCUGCACACUUUCACUUGCUCCCUCUGCUCCCAUUUACUCGGUUAUUCGAGUGAUCUCUCGUUAUCAACUAUUUGCUUCCUAUUUUGUGUGCUUCCUCAUUAACUGUUGUGCCACAUGUUCGGAGUCGGCGUUUGAGUGCUUGUUUUAUUUUUUCCCACGUUUAUGCCAUACUUAAAAGACCUCGAACACCCGAAUUUAUCGUCGUUGAAGUAUCGACCAAUGUUGUGGUCGUUAUUGCAGCGUGUAUUGUUUCUUCUUUUUUUUUUGUCUGUUUGGCAUUUCUGUGUUAGUCACAUAUGUGUGCGGUAUAUACGUGUACGUAAUACCAAUAUACGUAGAAUGGAAAUACAAAGAGAGAAGGGGGCAGAAGUGACUACCAUCUUGUUCAAACCGCCACUGCGCCAUUCGAGCCAAUUCAGGAAAGACGUAAGAAGAAAGUAAAAAAUCAUUCUAGCUUCGUAUCAGCGGCGUGCAACCAUUUUGUGAUUGCUCAGUAUACGUAAACAGAAACAGUAAACUGUAUAAACUUUGCCGCGAACCUAUUUUGAAAUUUAUAUACUGAUAUAUAUUUAUACACCUAGACGUACUGUACAUCUAAAGUCACAUUUUCUUUUUUCUUUUCGAGACACUUGUAGCGGCGCAGUUGCUGAACGCCCUGUGCAGCGUAUACGUAAGCGUCCGACUGAAGUAAAAAGAACAAAAAAUAUUUUACGACAGUCAUCUUCAUGAUAACGUCUUUCGUUUUUGUGAGUUCUGCAAGUGUGUUUUGCAAACUUGUUUUCUUUUCUUUUUUUUUUUUUUCACCGCGGGUGUUUGUGGUUUUCCUUCAUGUACAGAGCCGGUGUUCAUAUACCGUUAGUGGCAUCUCUGUUCGCCUCAUUAUGAAUUGCGAUGUAAUUAUGCCAUGUCUUAUUUCUUUCUGUUAUCAUUUCCGUGAUGUGACGUGUGACUUGAUGAAAGAAAUACAAAUCUGGAUUACAUCACACUGAGAA